Molecule: messenger RNA, 3020 nt
Organism: Chara braunii
Lineage: Eukaryota; Viridiplantae; Streptophyta; Charophyceae; Charales; Characeae
Source: the annotation of a GenBank genome assembly
CACACACACACACACACACUUUUCCGUUGACUCCUUACUUCGUGCUUGUCUGACUCUCGGUGCUGUGCAGACCCUGACAUUGACAAUGUCACCGACAGGCGGGGACGCUGUCCUCGCUCGAUCAUCGCCCAUUGAGGGAUCUCGGAAGGGGACCCCCGAUCCUCGCCAAAGCGUCGAUCGAUCUCCAUGUGUAGUGUGGGGGUUGUUGGGUGUUUCACCGCACAGCGGUGGUCCGGAGGUCCGAUUGGGGAAACGACGCCGCGAUACCGUUUCGCAUGCGACUGACAGCGUCGUUGGGCCGGGCGUGACACCCAUCUCGCCUUUCGCCGGUGUGUUGGGGGCAUCUCCGCCGGGUGUGGCCGGGUUCCGUGACGCGGCCACAUUUGGAGGUGUGUAUGGUGCUCCGUUGCUGCCAUCCCCACUGCUGCCUAGACGGCUGGACUAUGCGGCCACGAUUUUUUUAGCACCUGUAUGGUCACAUGCGGUGGCCCCGCCAUGUCCUGCUGGAGGCGGUUCUCUUCCCGGAGAUCGCAGCGAUGCUUUGCGUUCUCCACCCGUUUCAUGUCGACGAAUCGUCGACGAGGCGGCGGGUUCGUUUGUGGUGCCGCCUCAGGCUCCCUUUGUCGCUCCAGAUUCCGCACAUCCGUUUGACGAUGCGGAUAGCUCAGCGGCAGCCGGCAGCACGCCGUGUUCGGGCGGUAAUAACAUUGUGCGAAUCUGUGUGCGGGACGCGUGUCGGAGGCGGUUGUAUGCUCUCCGCGACGCCAUGGCCGAUCUAGCGGAGUUUGGAGACGAGGUAAGAGAUGUGAUUUCUUCUUCGUUGCCAUCUCGGGUGUGCGGUCGAGAUUUCACGUUGCGUUAUAUGCCAGGCGAUUCCGGUGUUGACUACGGUCAGGGGGGUUCGCAGGGUUCAGCGAGCGGAGGCUUGGGUGAGUCUCAUAACGGAUUGCAGAACUCGUUCCCGUCAUCGCGUCGUGCAUCGCAGCGCAGUGACAGAGGGUGCGGCAGACCCCGCAGCACGGGUCGUUGCACAUCGACACCUGCCCGACCGCAGACGUGGUGGGAUAGUUGGGACGGUGUUGACCAAUGCGGUCCUGGACCUGAAAUUGACCGUACCAGUGUUGAGAAGGCGAUGGCUAGAUGGAGUAGACCGACGGCGCCGGAUGUUGUGUUUCUGGAGCCGGUUAAGCUUCUUCAAUUCCUCGCCAUGUUUCAUCUAUAUUGCCCGUGGCACAAGGGCUCGUGCCGUGUGUCUGUGGAGUCCGUCUUGUACCCUGCGCAGCUCUGUAAGUUGACGUUCGUAUGCGACAAGAAAUGCAAAUGGACGUGGCACACAACACUCGUGACCACGAAUGUCUAUCAUUCGCGACUGAUGCAACAACUCUUUCAUGCGACGGUCACCGCUGGCCUUACGUUUACGCUACUCGACAACUUUUGUGUUUGUUUAGGGAUGUGCUCGGUACACAAACCCACAUUCUACAAGUUCAUGCGCACUGAACCGGGGGGGGCGGAGGGGUGGAAUGCCAAGGUCGUACGGCAGGGCAUAAAAUAUUGCGAGCUUGCCAUUGACACUGUGAUUCGCCGUGGUGAGCUAGUGACAUUGAUGGUUGAUGGUCGAUAUGACUUUGCCAGAGGCGCGCAGCAUUGCACUGUCACCGCGAUGGAGUACGAGACUCGGCUUGUUGUAGGUAUUCACACUCUCCGUCCGAAGAUUGAAGGCAAGGCAUCGAAUGCGCUUGAGGUGCCAGCCGUCGUGCAACUUUUGCGAGGACUGAUGGACAAGGGGUUGAAGAUCUGGUGCGUUGUCUCGGAUGAUUGUGCGGCGCUGGGACCGAAGUUGCCAGCUAUGAACAUCGAGUUGCAGAAGGAUUGCCACCACAAAAUAAAAAACAUUCGAAAGCACUUCCACAGUAUGCUACAACUGAAGGAAACGAAGAAAGUGAGCAGCCCGCACGACUGUGUAUCAGAGGCGCAAUUCAUGCAGUUCAUGAAGAAGCAACUAAAGGAGGCGUUGGAGCAGCGUUUUGGACCUGACGUCCUCACACCUGCUGAGGAGCGGCUGAAGAAAUCGGACUUCGUCGCUGUCAUCAUGCGAAAGAUGUACCCCUACGGAUCGAGGUUGAAUCCUCGAGCGUUGGAGACUGAUCCAGACGGCUUGACAGAGUAUCAUGUGCAUGAGGUUGGGAUGUGGUUCCUCCGCGCUUGCCAGCUGUGCAGGGAUGAGGGCGGAGACGCCGACAGUCUACACCGCGAUAUCAUGUUGGUCGCCGAUCAUUGGGCUGGUGAUCAUUCAGGAUGUGGGGACGGUAGGGAGGUUCUCUGCGAGAAGGCCGAUGAGUGUGCACGAUUGCCUUUGUGUAGCCGCACGGACACGGUCUACGAGUUCGUUCUGCGUGUUCUCGAUAAACAAUGCAGCACUAACAUCACGCCGUACUACGUCGAGUUUCGGCACACAUCGGCGGUGGAGACUUUUCAGGGCACCAUCAUUAUCUAUGCGAAGAAGUCGGUGCAUUUCGAGAAGUCUUUCUUUACACGUUUGUCGAUCGCAGUGAUUCGUUGGAACAGUCACUGCUGGCGCGACCUGGUCGGGUAUGUUGCUCGCAUUGCUGCGAGCAUUUCCAUACGUGCGAGACCAGACUUUCGUCGACACUACAGUCACGAGGCGAUUGACUGUUGGGAGGACAGAUUGAUGGCGUCAGUGUUUGGUUCGGCUUAUGUUUCAGACUGGGCUCGAGAGCUUCUGCGGCAUGAGGUUUGUCUAUAUGGAGCCGGGUCAUUGCCGCGUGAUUUGUUCGUCAACGGUGGGGGCGACCCAGUGGAAGUCGUUGAUGAUGCUGCCUCGGAUUUCGACCAUGAGGCGGUGGGGGAGAACCGUGUUUUCAUCAUCGGUCACGUGGAGGACGAUGCGGUGCCUGCAUGCGAUGAUUGGGUCCAGACAUCGAGCUCCGAAUCUGAGGGUGACGAUAUAGAGUUGUUCAGCGUUUGAGUGGUUGAAUGGCUUUAUCGUUGACCUGACAUCG